AUGAAGAUGCUAACCAAAUUCGAAUCCAAGUCUUCUAAGGCUAAGGGUGUAGCAUUCCAUCCUAAAAGGCCUUGGAUACUUGUUUCGCUGCACUCGUCGACGAUCCAAUUAUGGGAUUACCGAAUGGGUACGUUAAUUGAUCGUUUUGAAGAUCACGACGGCCCUGUAAGAGGUGUCGACUUCCAUCCUACUCAACCAUACUUCGUUUCAGGAGGUGAUGACUAUUCUAUUAAGGUGUGGAGUCUGCAAACCAGGAAAUGUCUGUUUACACUUUCUGGACACCUGGAUUACGUGAGAACUGUCUUUUUCCACUAUGAUUUACCAUGGAUCGUGUCUGCAUCCGACGAUCAAACCAUUAGAAUCUGGAAUUGGCAAAAUCGCCAGGAGAUUGCUUGCUUGACUGGUCAUAAUCACUAUGUUAUGUCUGCCAAAUUUCAUCCAUCAGAAGAUUUGAUUGUUAGCGCAUCUCUGGAUCAAACAGUUCGUGUGUGGGAUAUUACAGGUCUGAGAAAGAAGCACAGUGCACCUGCCAACAUGAGAAACACUUAUGAAGAUCAAUUUGCUAGACAAAAUAUGCCUCAGCAAGAUAUCUUUGGCAACACCGAUGCUAUGGUCAAGUAUGUUUUGGAAGGUCAUGAUAAAGGUGUCAAUUGGGCUGACUUCCACCCAACUUUGCCCCUGAUUGUUUCUGGUGCUGAUGAUAGAUUAGUGAAAAUAUGGAGAAUGAGUGAACACAAGGCUUGGGAAGUUGAUACCUGUAGAGGUCAUACCAACAACGUUCCAUGUGUUUUGUUCCAUCCAACACAGGAUUUGAUUAUUUCAGUUGGUGAAGACAAAACCAUCCGAACUUGGGACUUGAAUAAACGUACACCGGUAAAACAAUUCAAGCGUGACAAUGAUAGAUUUUGGCUGAUAGCAGCGCACCCCGAAAUCAAUUUAUUCGCAACAUGUCAUGAUUCUGGUGUCAUGGUGUUCAAGCUUGACAGAGAAAGACCUGCUCACUCCGUUCACCAGGAUUCUCUCUAUUUUAUCAACAAUGAAAAGCAGGUCCAAGUUUAUGACUACCGUACCAAAAAGGUCAGCUUACCUAUGCUGUCUCUGAAAAAGAUUGGCAAACCAUGGACGAACUUCAAGACUUUGUCUUACAAUCCUGCUGAACAUUCAAUUUUGAUAACUACUGGAGACGCUGAUAACGCUUACUACGCAUUGGUUUCUUUGCCAAAGGAUGUUACUGGUGCUAUUGAACCAACCAACAUCCGUGAGGGAACUGCAAACUUUGCUUGUUUCAUUGCCCGUAACAGGUUUGUGACAUAUGUCAAGUCUACUAAAACUUUGGAAGUAUUAGAUUUGAACAACUCUGUCACUAAAUCGAUUAAAUUGGAUUACACUGUGAAAGAUGUAGUUUAUGCUGGACCGGGAACUGUACUUUUGUUAAGAUCCAACAGUGUAAUUCACUAUGACGUUCAACAAAGAAAAGAACUAGCAGAAAUUCAGGUGAACAAUGUCAAAUACGUUUCAUGGUCUGCUGAUAGUAGAUAUGUUGCUUUGCUUUCAAAGCACACCAUCACUAUUGCUACUAGGAAACUUGAACUCGUUACCUCUAUGCACGAGACAAUUAGAAUCAAAAGUGCUGAAUGGGAUGAAUCUGGAGUUCUGAUCUAUUCGACUCUUAACCACAUCAAGUACACACUACUGAAUGGGGACAACGGUAUCAUUAAAACUUUGGCUAGCACAUUAUACAUCACGAAAGUUCAGGGUAGAAGCUGUUUCUGCUUGAAUAGAAACGGUGAGGUAGAAGUUGCUACAAUUGAUCCAACAGAGUACCGAUUCAAGAAGGCUUUGGUAAACAAAAACUUUACUGAAGUAUUACGUAUCAUCAAGAACUCUAAUUUGGUUGGUCAAAAUAUUAUUGGAUAUCUUCAGAAAAAAGGUUAUCCAGAAAUUGCUUUACAAUUCGUACAGGACCCUCAGACUAGAUUUGAACUAUCUUUAGAAUGUGGAAACCUGGAUAUCGCCCUUGAGGAAGCAAAGAAAUUGAACAAUGCAGUUCCAUGGAGCAAACUUGGAAGAGAAGCUCUGGGCCAGUGCAAUGUUAAGAUUGUAGAACUAGUUUUCCAGCAAUUGAAACAAUUGGACAGAUUAUCCUUUUUUUAUCUAAUUACAGGUGAUAUUACGAAAUUAUCUAAGAUGUUACAAAUAUCUGAACACAGAGGUGAUCUCUCUGCAAUUGUCCAAAAUUCCAUAUACUUGAAUGAUAUUGAAAAGAGAAUCAAGGCCUACCUAGAAGGAGGCCUUGCACCAUUGGCCUAUGCUACUGCCAAAUCAAACGGCUUAGACGAACUUGCGUCUCAAAUAGCUGAAAGUUCUGGUAUUGCAGAGGCUAAUAUCAAGCUACCUUUUACAGAGAAAAAAUUUGUUUCUUUGCCGCAAGUUAAGAUCCCAAACGUUAAUGACUGGCCAUUGAAGCAAGCUCAGUUAUCAUUUUUUGAACAAGCCAUAUUGGGUCAAGUUGACGCUCUUGAAUUGAAAGACGAGUACCAAGAAGAAGCUCGCCUGGAGACAGCUCCUGUUGAUUCUUUUGGUGAGAUUGACUUUGAAGACGCCCAGGACCUUGAAGAAGAUGAUGGCUGGGAUCUCGGUGACGAAGACCUUGAUGUUGAUAUCGAUGAGGUUGAGGAAACUCUUGAUAGUGAAGAUGUUCCUAUUGUUGCUGGUGAAGUCGGAAACUGGUUAAAGAAUGGACGCACUGCUGCUGUUUAUGCCGCUGCUGGACAAUUUGACCGAGCAGCUCAAAUACUCAAUAAGCAGGUUGGUGUUGUCGAAUUUGAGCCUCUUCGUGAAAGGUUUUUGGAUGUUUAUCAAGCCUCCAAACUGUACUUAGCAGGUAACCAAGGAUUGGAUCCAAUUCCAAGUUUCAUCCGUGCUGAUACUGAAGAAGAUUCUGCUAGUGAAGUCCUUCCUUUUAUUCCAGGCUUGGAUACUUUAGAAUUCAGACUUCAAGAAGGAUUCAAGCUUUUCCGUGCUGCUAAGCUUCAACAGGCUAUCGAGGAGUUCAGAACUAUAAUCUACACAGUUGUUCUUUCAACUGUUAAAACUCAAGAGGAGGAAGAAAAACUGUUUCAGGUUCUUCAAACUUGUCGUGAGUACAUUUUGGGACUUUCAAUCGAGCUUGCUCGUCGUCAAUUACCCCAAGAUCAAGUCAAACGUAGUCUCGAGUUAGCGGCCUAUUUUACCAGGGCAAAGUUACAACCUGCACACAGAGUGAGCGCUCUGCAAGUAGCAAUGACGCAGUCAUUCAAGCAUAAGAAUUUCAUUUCGGCAAGUUACUUCUCCGGGGAAUUUUUGAAGUUAGUUACUUCGGGUACCAGAGCCGAGCAAGCCCAGAAAAUCAAGCUAAAGUCGGAUCAGAUUGCUAACGAUAGCAUUGAGAUAGAUUUCGAUCCUUACGCAGAGUUUGACAUUUGUGCUGGAACGUUCACUCCAAUUUAUAAAGGUUCAAGAUUUGCAUCUGAGUCCUUAGUUGGUGCCAAGUACCAAGUCUCCGAGGAGGGAAAACUCUGCAGCAUCACAAAGAUUACCCAAAUAGGAGCUACGUCUUCAGGAUUGCGACUUCUUAAUUAG
Molecule: messenger RNA, 3621 nt
Organism: Komagataella phaffii GS115
Lineage: Eukaryota; Fungi; Ascomycota; Pichiomycetes; Pichiales; Pichiaceae
Product: Alpha subunit of COPI vesicle coatomer complex
Exons: 1
Coding region: 1-3621 (1206 amino acids)
Biological process (GO): intra-Golgi vesicle-mediated transport; retrograde vesicle-mediated transport, Golgi to endoplasmic reticulum; intracellular protein transport
Cellular component (GO): COPI vesicle coat
Molecular function (GO): protein binding; structural molecule activity
Source: RefSeq, a predicted model, not a curated record